Molecule: messenger RNA, 216 nt
Organism: Racocetra fulgida
Lineage: Eukaryota; Fungi; Glomeromycota; Glomeromycetes; Diversisporales; Gigasporaceae
Source: the annotation of a GenBank genome assembly
UAUUGUCAAGGCAAUGGCAUUGCUAAAAAAGAAGUCCAAGUUGCACUUGAUAGUGAUACUAUGAAUGAGUUUAUUAGCCUAAUACAUACCUUUAUUGAAUCAAAGCAUAUUCAAGUCAACAACUUAUUGAGAUCAGAUAUUAUUGGAUUAGUAACAAAUCCUCAGGUUAUUGCACACCGUGGUCAAUUAAAGAAACAAUUACAAGGCUCUUUAGAA